UCAUCAACACUUGAGUCACGGAAGUUCACGAAGAAGGAGACACCAAUUUAUCUGCGCUAAUAAAUUAACCAAAAUGUUUUCAGGAUCAUCAGCUGGGUUUAACAGGGCUUUAGAGAAAGCAACCAGUCAGUUACUUUUAGAACCAGACUGGGAUUCUACUAUGCAGAUAUGUGAUAUCAUCAGACAAGGAGACGUGCAGCCUAAAUAUGCUGUUGCUGCUAUGAAGAGAAAGAUUUCUGCAGAGAAUCCUCAUGUUGAAAUAUAUGCCUUGCAGGUACUUGAAUCCUGUGUAAAGAAUUGUGGAUCAUUGAUUCAUGAAGAGAUUGCAACUAAAGAAUUCAUGGAGUUUUUAAAGGACUUGCUAAAGAUAAGACCAGAUACUGUGAAGAAUAAAAUUUUAGAAUUGAUCCAAGUUUGGUCACAAGCAUUUCGUAAUGAACCAAGUUAUAAAGUGGUACAGGAUACUUACAACUUAAUGAAGUUGGAAGGUCACACCUUUCCAACACUAAAAGAAGCUGAUGCUAUGUUUAUGGCUGAGAAAGCCCCUGAGUGGAAGGAAGGAGACUGUUGUAAUAGAUGUCGUACAAAGUUUGGUAUGGUAAACAGACAGCAUCAUUGUAGAAAUUGUGGGGAAGUUUUUUGUGGAAAAUGUUCAGCAAAAUCCUCCAUUAUUCCUAAGUUUGGAAUUGAGAAGGAAGUCAGAGUUUGUGAUUCAUGCUUUGACAUCUUGAAUAAAGCAGCUGCAGCAACAUCUACAAAGAAAAGUGAUGAUGAAUUACCAGCUGAAUACUUGGCUAGUCCAUUGUCUAAACAACAACAGGUGGCACCUCAGAAGACAGAACAGGAAAUACAAGAAGAAGAAGAAUUACAGUUAGCUCUGGCUUUAUCUCAGAGUGAGGCUGAGACUAAACAGAAGGAGCGUGACAGGUUGAGAAGUAAUUAUGGAAUGUAUGGUGGGUCCACAACAACAGCAAGCAAAACAUCUUCUUACAGUCAACCAGCAACUGUCUCGGCACCAAUGGUAGAUACCGAAGAAAUGGAUCCAGAGCUGGCUCGUUAUUUGAACAGAAAUUACUGGCAACAGAAAUCUGAGAUAAAAACGACCAAUGUUCCGACCACCACUCCAUCAGCUCCUGUAGUUACUACAGAACAGAAAGCAACAGAAGGAGGAAAAGUUGUGAUUGAGGCAUAUCAAAAUGGGGAAAAUGAGGAUGAUGAAGAACAAUUCCUAAAAGCAUUACAGAGCAGUUUAGAGAUUUUUGUAAAUCGUAUGAGAAGUAAUUCCCAGCGAGGGCGUAGUAUUGCUACAGACUCUUCUGUUCAGUCACUGUUCAAUGUUAUCUCUAACAUGCAUCCUCAGCUGAUGAAGUAUGUUGGAAAACAAGAGGACCUAAGAGGUAACUAUGAAGCUCUACAAGACAAACUUGCCCAGUUACGUGAUGCUAGAGAAGCUUUAGAUGCUCUAAGAGAAGAUCACAGAGAAAAGAGACGUAGAGAACUAGAGGAAAUGGAAAGACAGAGACAGAUUCAGAUGGCACAUAAACUAGAAAUCAUGAGACAAAAGAAGCAUGAAUAUUUGGAGAUGCAAAGACAGUUGGCUUUACAGAGAUUACAGGAACAAGAACGAGAAAUGCAAAUGAGAUUAGAACAGCAGAAACACAUGACACAAAUCAGGCAGAUGCAGAAUUAUGGAUAUCCACAGCCAGGAUAUGGUCAGAUGCCAAUGACUGGUGUUCCCCCACAGCAAACAUUUAGUCCUGUUGGGUCAUCAGAUGGAUCACCUGUUCAUCAGAUGCAAAAUAUGUAUGGCCAACAGCCAAUGGGACACGGGCAACAACCAUUGCAACAUGGUACACCACAAAUGUACAAUCAACCAAGCACUCAGCCUGGAUAUAGUCAAGCUGGAGGACAGUACCAGCCACAAGUUACUAGUCAGACAGGCCCACAGUUUCAACAGGGACCUUAUCAACAACAACCAAUGUCUACACAACCCUCAAAUCUACCUGGUGCUUACGACAGCCAAGCAGGAUACCAGACAGGUGGCCAGUAUGGUCAGAUGCCACCUGCUACAAUGUCACAGGGUAUGCCACAACAAGGUGGAAUGCCACCUUCAACAGUAUCACAAGGAAUGCCACAGACUUCUAUGGCACAGCCACAAGGAAUGCAGCCAGGGAUGCCACAAGGUGGAAUGCCUACUUCACCCAUUCCACCAGGCAUGCCACAGCAAGGAAUGCCCAUGAAUCAAGGAUAUCAAGUACCAACUAGUUCUAAUGUAGAUUAUCAGGCAUAUAACAUGCAAGGAAUGACAAAUGCAUUACCUCAGCAACAGUAUUCAAAUCAGCCACAACAGUACAUGGGCAAUCAGGCAGGACAGUACCAACAACCCCCACCUCAGGGGCAACAACAGGAACAUCCCCAGGGACCACCACCUGGGAGCAAUGAAGCUCAGUUAAUUUCAUUUGAUUAAUAUUAGGAAACUUGCAUAGACAGAUUAUAUCAUGUAUUGUUAUCUUUUAAUAUUCAAUAUAUAAAUUUUGAAUUCUUUUUACAAAAAAAUACUGAUUCCUCAAAAAUUAAUCCUCCUGAUUUUAAGCAAUAUUCAAUUAGUUUUACCCUUGGCAUAACAAGUAACUCAGUUUGUUUUGAAUUAAAAAAAAUGUACAUAUUUUUUAGUACAGUUUGAUGACAUGAAAGGUUCUUUGUAAUAAUGGUAAAUAAUCAGCUGAUAGCUGUUAUACACACUAUCUUAUUUGAUAGAACUUAGAACACAAAUAUUGUUAAAAGAUGGACUUACACAAGAGCCUUGUGGUAUGUUUCUGAUGUUUCAGGUCAAGAAGGAAAUUUAUGAUUUUUUUUUCAAGAAUUUCAGAUAAGAAGGCAUUUGAAAGCAAGUUGGUUUGAAUAGUUGCAAGCUUCUUGUAGAUAUAAUUCUUGUAAAGUCAUGUAGCUUGUACAUUUUUGAAAAUAAAAAAUCAUUCAGAUAUGCAUUUUUUCAAAUGAAUUUGUGUGUAUUAAAGCGCAAGAUAAUUAUAAUCAGAUUUAUAUCAUUAAAUUACCGGCAGUCAUAGAUUCAUUGUUUUCAAUCUUUGGGCUGAUACAAAAUUAAAUCAUUGUGCUCAUGAAUAAAAAUGCUUAAAUGUGCUUGUAAAAGGUCAAAUAUAUGUUUCUACUGUGAUAGAUUAUACAUGUUUUAAUCAUUGUGCAAUCAAUAUUUAUGUGUAACAUUGAUUCUGUAUUGUUAUUAAAGAUUCAAAUUAUAA
Molecule: messenger RNA, 3260 nt
Organism: Mytilus californianus (California mussel)
Lineage: Eukaryota; Metazoa; Mollusca; Bivalvia; Mytilida; Mytilidae
Product: hepatocyte growth factor-regulated tyrosine kinase substrate-like
Exons: 16
Coding region: 74-2467 (797 amino acids)
Molecular function (GO): phosphatidylinositol binding; ubiquitin binding; metal ion binding
Source: RefSeq, a predicted model, not a curated record